AUAUCCUUCCUCUGGCUACCAAUAUGAUAAGGUGAGAAUCCAGCACACUUAUCCCAUCUAUAUUCCUUUUCCUAACUCCUCUUCAAUCACCAUACAUCCCACUAACUCUCUUCAAACCCCUCCAAAGUUCCUCCAUCCAGACCAAAGGCAGUCUCCAAUGGCAACCAUUUCCUCCAUGGCCAUUCUUAAUGCCAAGUGCAUGAGCAUCAACUCACCACCAAAGCAAUCAAUCACAAAACCAAUCUCCCUCCUCUCCCUUAACAACCUCCCCAAAGGCCUCUCGAUCUCCAAACCUAACCCGAGAGCAGCUGCAGCCAUUGCUGGAGCAAUCUUCUCCACUCUGAGCUCCACCGAUGCAGCCUUUGCAGCUCAGCAGAUUGCUGACAUAGCUGAAGGAGAUAACAGGGGACUUGCUCUCUUAUUACCCUUAAUUCCCGCCAUCGCUUGGGUUCUCUUUAAUAUUCUUCAGCCUGCUCUUAACCAACUCAACAGGAUGAGGAGCAAGGGGAUCAUUGUUGGGCUUGGUGUUGGUGGAGGUUUGGCUGCUGGAGGUUUUAUGAUGCCAGGGAGUGCUAAUGCUAAUGAGUUGGCUUUGAUUGCUGACGCUGCUGCUGCUUCUUCGAGCGAUAGCAGGGGAUUGCUGCUGCUGUUUGUUGUUGCUCCGGCGAUUGGAUGGGUGUUGUACAAUAUUCUCCAGCCUGCUUUGAACCAACUUAACAGGAUGAGAUCUGGGUGAUUUGUGUUUAUUUGGAGUCACUGAAUAGUGGCAGUAUUUGUUACUCAUCAAUUUUUUUCUUUUUUGUUGUUGUAUGAUUAUAUACUGUUGCAAGGUUAUGUGGUUAUGAUCUUCAAUAUAUGUAUGACUGCUCGAACCAUGUUUGUGUUGGAACAUAUGAGACUGUUGUUGCAGCGUUUA
Molecule: messenger RNA, 916 nt
Organism: Asparagus officinalis (garden asparagus)
Lineage: Eukaryota; Viridiplantae; Streptophyta; Magnoliopsida; Asparagales; Asparagaceae
Product: photosystem II core complex proteins psbY, chloroplastic
Exons: 1
Coding region: 158-736 (192 amino acids)
Biological process (GO): photosynthesis; cell redox homeostasis
Cellular component (GO): membrane; photosystem II; chloroplast thylakoid
Molecular function (GO): manganese ion binding
Source: RefSeq, a predicted model, not a curated record